UUUGGGUAGUUGAAUAAAACUCUAGAUGAUAAUACGAUUUAAAAAAUCAAUAAAUAGACCCCUCACCUUACCCAAUCCAAACAGAAAAAUGAUUAUCAAUUGAUUUGCCAAAUUAUGAGAGAAAUGUGCUGAUGUUGUUUUCUUUGUUUUUUCCGUUUGGCUUUUGGCUUCUUCUGUACCUACAACUAAAUACAAAACAGCUAAAUUUCAGUUUAACCAACUAAAGUGAAGUGUUAGCUUCAUCAAGCACUGAAAACAGUAGUCUCCAUUUGCUACAAUGAACCCUCCAAUUGUUCAAACCAUCUCAGAGUGCUUCAUAAAACCACAUUAUCCAGUAGAAGAGAUUAAGCCUCCAAUCUUCUUGGCCGCAUGGGACAUAACCAUGCUCUCACUCAAUUACAUCCAAAAGGGUCUACUGUUCAUUAAGCCCCAAUCAACAACAAAUGACCAAGAAAACCCAGUCAAAUCCCUCCUACAUAUCCUCAACGAUUCCCUCUCUGUCACCCUUGUACAGUUCUAUCCCCUCGCCGGUCGUCUUGCGACCCUGAAACAAGAAAACCCGCCUUCUUACUCAGUGUACAUUGAUUGCAACAAUAGUCCCGGAGCAAAAUUUAUCCAUGCAACUGCGGAUUUAACUAUCGCGGACAUUCUUUUGCCAGUUGAUGUUCCUGUAGUUGUUCAAUCCUUUUUUGAUCACGACAGGGCGAUUAAUCACGACGGGCAUUCGAUGUCGCUGCUGUCGAUUCAAGUCACGGAGUUAAUCGAUGGGAUAUUCAUCGGUUGUUCAGUCAACCACGCGGUUGUUGACGGAACAUCUUAUUGGCACUUCUUCAACAGUUUAUCACAAACCUUCCGUGGACAAGAAAAGAAUCCUGGAAUUUCUCAAGCCCCAAUUCUUAAACGUUGGUUCCCUAAGGGGCACGGUCCUAUGCACAACCUCCCUUUCUCUCACCAUGAUCAGUUUAUUAGGAGAUUUGAACCACCCCCGCUAAGAGAGAGAAUCUUCCACUUCUCGUCGGAAUCCAUAGCCAAACUCAAAGGAAAGGCUAAUUCUGAGAGCAAAUCAACCAAGAUUUCCUCUUUCCAAUCUGUAUCCGCGCUUGUCUGGAGGAGUGUGAUCCGGGCCCGUCGUCUUCCACACGACCCAGAAACCACUUUGAGCAUGAUUGUAAAUAACCGAAGCCGAAUAAACCCGCCGUUGCCGAAUGAGUAUUUCGGGAAUUCGGUGAGUGUAUUGACGGGAAAAGCCACUGUUGGCGAAUUGCUUGAUCACAGUUUUUGGUGGGCGGCAUGGCGGUUGCACGAGGCGGUGGAGGCCCACACCGAUGCAGCGGUGCAACAGUGGGUGGAGAAGUGGAUAGAGAAUCCACUUAUAAACACACGUCAUGAGCCUGCACUGUAUAACCCGUAUGGUGUAUUGGUAGCGAGCUCGCCUCGGUUUAGGAUUUACGAGAAUGAGUUUGGGAUGGGGAAAGCGGUGGCGAUUCGGAGUGGUUAUGCAAAUAAGAGGGACGGUAAAGUGAUGUUUUACCCUGGGUAUGAAGGCGGUGGGAGCAUGGAUUUGGAGGUGAACCUCCCGCCGGAAACAAUGGCGGCGCUUGAAUCGGACGAGGAGUUUAUGGAUGGCCUCAAUGGUAAGUGCUGACGGACACAGUAUCAACAUUUAGAAAAGUGGAAUUAAUGUCGCCGAUUGCAAUUAAUUGAGACUCGAUUUGGUUUGGUUCA
Rhododendron vialii is the source of this 1725-nucleotide messenger RNA. RefSeq lists its product as uncharacterized. The record is from RefSeq and is a predicted model, not a curated record. Lineage: Eukaryota; Viridiplantae; Streptophyta; Magnoliopsida; Ericales; Ericaceae. The transcript has a single exon. The coding region runs from base 278 to 1645 and encodes 455 amino acids.